Messenger RNA from Adelges cooleyi (spruce gall adelgid), 3238 nucleotides. It is a transcript of the gene Acn, whose product is annotated as apoptotic chromatin condensation inducer in the nucleus. Gene Ontology annotation, molecular function: nucleic acid binding. Lineage: Eukaryota; Metazoa; Arthropoda; Insecta; Hemiptera; Adelgidae. The coding region runs from base 484 to 2736 and encodes 750 amino acids. The transcript has 2 exons. The record is from RefSeq and is a predicted model, not a curated record.
AUGUCUAUACAAAUUAUAAAAUUUAAAUUAAGUUUUUAAUUUGGUUUGCUAUUGACUUGGACAAAAUUUUUUUAUAAAUUGGUUUUCUCUACAUUUUCUAGUCAUAAUAUUUUUAUUUAAUUUGAUUGGAAAAAAUUUAUCGUGGUGAAAGUUGAUGUCGAUGAAAUGUGUUUGUGUUGAUAAACGAUUAAAAUGGCCGCCGUUUCGUUUUGAGUACAACAAUAUUUUGGUGCUUACUAAUUCGGAAAACUUAAUUCAGUAAGGAAAUAUCUGUAAAAUUCAUUAAUAAAUGGACAAAAUUAUUAACAAACUUUUUUGUAAGUUUUGUGCGAUAAAAUAAAUAUUGUGAGUGAUACUAUGUUUACCCAAGUUCUAUAAUGCAUGUGUGUUAUUUUUUGAUGAUUAUGUUGUAAAUAUUUGUAAUGACUCAAGUUAGUGAUUACAUGAUAGCGCAAUAAUAAAAUAACGUUAACAUUUUAUAAAAUGAGUAAGAGGACUGGUCGGAAACCAAAGCGUACGUCAAAGCGACGUACUAGACGGCAUUCAUCUACUUCGGAAACUGAGUCGGUCGAUGAGGUACCAGUUAAGACCCGUGCUAGUAGCAAAGUUGAUGAGACUGAAAAAAAGGUCGCACUAACAAUUAAGCUUCCAAAGCCAGAUGAUUGUAAUGAUGAUAGUUCGACGGGUAUGUGGAAGGUAGAAUGCUCAAAUGGAUCGGAUGGAGAUAUCCAGAAGUUAAAAAUUAGUUUGAGGCGCUCCCCAAAAGAUUUGUUAAGAGAACAGGCAGCUGAAGCAAAAUAUGCAGCUGUAGCAGGAAAAAAAGAUAAAGAAGAGGCCGCAGGAAGCUCUUCUCUCAAUUCUUCUAUUUUAGAUGGCAGUGUUUCAAACUAUUUAGAACAGUUUGGAAGUACUGUUGCAAAUGAUGAAGACCAAACUGACGCCGAUUCCAAUGAUCAAGUGGAUGCUGUAAGUUCAUUGGUAGUGUCCUCAUUCAGUCAAGAGACUAUAAAUCAGCGUGACAAUAUACAUACAGAUAGUGGUGAUAUGAUACCAGAAGUUACACCUCAACAACAAGAAGAAGAUGUAGAAAAUACAAAUAUUGAUAUUAAUAAGCUCAUUGAUACAGCUGAAACUAAUGAAGUAGUUGAACAUAUUACAGAAGAAAUUAUGCAAGUUCAACCAAGCGAAACACCCAGUCUAUCUGAACAAUCAUCUUUAGUUACAACAUUACAGUCAAAUGUUUCAGAAUGUAUACUUCCAGAGCCUGUUGUUGAGGACAAACCGGUUGAAAGUAUUUCAUCACCAACUGUCGCAGAGGAAUCACAAGAACCGCCUGUCCAGAUUCAGGAAGUAGUACCGGGAACUACUGAGGGUGUAAUAAAUGAUUUAAAUACAUCUGUUUUGUCAGAUGAAACAGUUCAGAAAAGCGUUUCUGAUGAAGUUCAAGUAGAAGAAAUGAACACAACAGACCCUGUUAAUGAUUCUGAACAAAUGGAAGAUGUUGUGCAGCUGACAGUUGGAUCCCCCGACUUAGUUGAUGAAGAAGAAGCUAAAACAGUAGAAGAAACUUCUCAUGUACAAUCAUCAGACAUUCUUGUGGUUAAACAAGACGAUAUAAUUAGAGAUCCAAUGUUGGAAGACAAACAAACGUUAGCUGAAACACCAAAAUUAAUAACUACUCAUCCAAAGCGAAAAUGGGGUUCUUGUAAAACAAGAAUACCUAUAACGAUAAGUCCUUUUACAUUAGGAACAAUUAUAGAAUCUAAUGGUGAUUCUUUUGGCGAUAAUGGUGAGUAUCGUUCGGAAGAAGGAGAAAUACAAAAGACAGAUUCUGAAGAAGAACACAUAAACGAAGAGGCCAUGGAUAUUAAUGAUACUAUGUUAAUCGAUAUUGAAGCCGUUGACUAUGAAGCGCCUGAAGAAGAAGAAAAAGCAGAGCAUGAAGACAGCAAAUCUGAGAAAUCAAAUGAAGAAGAACUUGUUGACAAAGAACCCAAAAAGAAAACGCCUACAAAGCGUACAACAACGACAAAUGUAAUACAUAUAUCAAAUCUUGUUCGACCGUUUACAGUAGGUCAGUUGAGAGAUUUGUUACAGAGAACUGGAAAAAUUGUUCCCAACGGAUUUUGGAUUGACGCAAUAAAAUCUCAAUGUAUUGUAGAGUAUGAAAAUGAAGAUCAAGCUGUGGAAACAGUAUAUGCACUUAAUGAAUCCCAGUGGCCGUCGACUAAUCCUAAAUUUUUGAAAGUAGUUUUUACUAACAAAGAAGAAUUAAACAAAGCAUUAAAUGGAACGUAUUUAGAUCAGUCAGAUAGGCAAAAAGUGAAAAAAGUUGAAAAACUAAGAGUGCAGGUUGACAACCAUAAUAUAAUAUUACGGGAAUGGGACAGAGGUAAAUUGGAAGAUAUGAAUGGGGAGGAUGACACAUCAAAUAAAAGAAAAUUAACUGAUGAUAACAAUGAAAUUAAAGAAAAAAAAACAAGAAAAGAUGGCAAAGAUUCACCAGACAAACGUAAGAAAUCUAAAUCGAAGACCCCUGAGCGAGUUCCGACGAAGAGCUUAGAUGAGUUAUUCCGAAAAACCAAAACUACUCCAACCUUAUAUUGGUCUCCAUUGUCUGCUGAACAGAUUGCCGAGAAGGAAGACCAGCGUCGUAAACAUUUAGCAGAUAUAGAAAGAUCACAAAAGACCAAUCGCAGGAGACGAGAUAAUAAUCAUUAUCCUAGAAGACGUUAGUUUUUAUAUAUAUAAGAAGUAUUUUAUUUAUAAAAGUGGAAAACCUACAUUUUAUACAAAUUGGUGCCUUCGAGUUUUGUCACCACACCGAAAGGUUAACUCAUUUAACUCAUAGUAAAAACAACAAUUAUUGUAGGCUUAUUUUUCUUAUUGUUUUUUUUUUUAUUUAGGGACUACAAAUCCACACACUGUUUAUAUGAUAAUCUUAUUAUAAAUCGUCUUUGCGUUAAAUAAUUUUAUUUAUCAUAAUAAAGACUGUAUAGAAUGAAAUUACCUACUGUUAUUUUUGUAUUUAUGUGAUGUUACAAGUUCAUUUAGUUCUUUAUACUGUUUGCCCAAAGAGGCUGCACACGUUUACUGUGUUUAACAAUAACAUACAUAAUUUAUAUAUUAUUUGUUUGGGCUAACAUAUUUGUCAAUAGCAUUAUAUUUGUUAAUACCUAAGUACUGUACAAAUGAUUUAAAAGCUAUUAAAAUUUUUACUGAUCAUAUAAUAUAAGAA